AUGAGCACUUAUUCCGAUCCAUAUGCUGUCAAGCUAACUUCCGGCGUUCUGAUCACUUGUGACUCGGCAGCUAAACAAAUAUUAUUACAUAUCGAUUCUCAACGCGACGGACCGAGUAAAUUCAUUUUACGGGAUAUCGAUGAAACACACGUUUUGGUCAAGAAAGAACAUAUUGAAAUUAUGAAAGAUCUUCUUCAAGUUGAAGUCAGUUUUCUCUCUUGA
This is a messenger RNA of Tremella mesenterica DSM 1558, 222 nucleotides long. RefSeq lists its product as uncharacterized. Gene Ontology annotation, cellular component: transcription factor TFIIH holo complex; transcription factor TFIIH core complex. Bases 1 to 222 code for a protein of 73 amino acids. Gene Ontology annotation, biological process: nucleotide-excision repair; transcription initiation at RNA polymerase II promoter; transcription by RNA polymerase II. Lineage: Eukaryota; Fungi; Basidiomycota; Tremellomycetes; Tremellales; Tremellaceae. The transcript is spliced from 3 exons. The record is from RefSeq and is a predicted model, not a curated record.